GGGGAGCAGCCCCCUAUGGCGGCGGGGGCGGCCCCACUAGCAGCAGCCGGACCCGGGGCCCGCCGCCCCUACCUGAAUGAAGGCGUUGGCCUGGAUGCAUUUGGCGUUCUCCACUGUCACCCGGAGGCCAUUGGCCGUGGCGAAGCAGGUGGCGUGGUCCUGGAAGUGCACGGCCCUGAGGAGGCUGGAGAGGUGGCGGGCGUUGUCCAGGCUGGCGGCCAGCACAUAAGGCUCGCCGCUGCCCGGCGGCUGCGUGGAGAGCGGCAUGGCGGACACACCGCUUCCGGGACAGGCCGGAAGUUCUCGCGGGCAGGCGGGCGGAAGAGGAAGCGGCGGCGGGCACGGCGUGGUGCGCACAAGAUGGCGGUGGCCAAGAGGAAGCGUGAGGCACCAGCUGUGCGGCCUACGAAGCGGGCCAAGAGGGCCCCCGGCGCGGCUCAGGCGGGCCCCGAGGCGUGCCCCGAGGGAGCGGGACCGGAGGAGUACAGAAUCCCGCCGCCGGUGUCCCAGGGUAAAUGGAAAAACAAGGAGCGAGUGCUUAUUUUCUCUUCUCGUGGAAUUAAUUUCAGAACAAGGCACCUCAUGCAAGACUUACGAACGUUGAUGCCUCACUCUAAAGCAGAUACUAAAAUGGACCGCAAAGACCAGUUGUUUGUAAUUAAUGAGGUGUGUGAAAUGAAAAACUGCAAUAAGUGCAUCUUUUUUGAAGCCAAAAAGAAACAGGAUCUCUAUAUGUGGCUUUCAAAUACACCACAGGGACCAUCAGCUAAAUUCCUAGUGCAGAACGUUCACACACUGGCUGAAUUGAAGAUGACAGGAAACUGCCUAAGGGGCUCACGGCCCCUUUUGUCCUUUGAUCCAACAUUUGAUAAGGAGCCACACUAUGCCCUGCUAAAAGAAUUGUUUAUUCAGAUAUUUAGUACACCACAGUAUCACCCCAAAAGCCAGCCUUUUGUAGAUCAUGUUUUCACCUUCACCGUUACAGAUGAGAGGAUCUGGUUUCGGAAUUACCAGAUAAUAGAAGAAGAUGCAUCUCUAGUAGAAAUUGGGCCUCGUUUUGUCCUGAACCUGAUAAAAAUCUUCCAAGGUAGUUUUGGGGGACCAACUCUGUAUGAAAAUCCCCAUUACCGGUCCCCUAAUAUGCAUCGACGGCUGCUAAGAUUGUCAGUGGCAGCUAAGUUUAGAGAGAAACAGCAAGUGAAGGAAGUACAAAAGAUUAAGAAAAAAGGGAGUAAGAUGCUUAUGGAAGAAGAUCCCACUGAAGUGGUCUUUGAAACUCCAGUGGAAGAAAAGCCAGUGGAAAUACAGCUCGUGAAACCAGAGUCAAAGCCAAUUGUUAAAGACAAAAAGAAGCCACGCAAAAUUCAGAGGAAGAAGCAAAAGAAGCUUUUCAGAACUGAAACAUCAGCAUAAAUGUUACAAGUGAUGAAACUAGCUAUAUUGACAUAACAUUGUAAAUACUUCUUCCAGGCAAAACUAACUGGACUUCAGUAAACAAAAUACCAAUUUCUUUGUUAGAA
Phalacrocorax carbo (great cormorant) is the source of this 1520-nucleotide messenger RNA. NCBI's taxonomy places the organism in Eukaryota, Metazoa, Chordata, Aves, Suliformes, Phalacrocoracidae. The record is from RefSeq and is a predicted model, not a curated record.